AUGUCAAGUUUUGAUCCAUACGCACACUACGGCUUGAGUUACAACCCCGACGGAAGCAUGCACCGCGCCUUUCAAAAACUCCAAACCAAGGCGAACCCCGAGCCUUCGCCCGGGGUUUCAACGGUGUCCAAAGACAUAACCAUUAACGAUGAAACCAAAUUGUGGGUUCGUAUUUUCCGGCCGACAAAGCUUCCAUCAAACGACACAAUGGUUGCGCGUAUACCGAUAAUAAUCUAUUUUCAUAGUGGUGGCUGGGUAGUCUUUAGCCCUUCCGAUUCAGACGUCCAUAAAAAAUGUUCCAACAUAUCUUCUGACAUCCCUAGUAUUGUUGUCUCCGUCGCGUAUCGUCUCGCGCCAGAGAGUAGGCUUCCCGGACAAUAUCAUGAUGCCUGGGAAGCUAUAUUGUGGGUGAAAAAUCAAAUUACACAUGAUGGCGGUGAGCAGUGGCUGAGAGACUACGGCGAUCCUUCGAGAUGUUAUCUUUAUGGAUGUGACUCUGGUGGGAACAUUGUGUUCAAUACAGCCAUGCACAUUGAGAAAAUGGACUUGGAGCCUCUCAUGAUUUGUGGCUUUGUUAUGAACCAACCUAUGUUUUCUGGGGAGAAAAGGACAGCCUCAGAAUUAAGGUUUGCGACGGACCAGACACUGCCCUUACCGGUGUUGGACAUGAUGUGGGAUUUAGCUUUGCCUAAAGAGACAGAUCGUGACCAUAGAUAUAGCAAUCCUAUGGCGAAAGGGCCACAUUUGGAAAAUGUGAAGAAAAUAGGAAGGUGUCUUGUUAUUGGUUAUGGUGGAGAUAUCAUGCUUGAUCGACAACAAGAAUUUGUGACUAUGUUGGUCAGAUGUGGGGUACAGGUUGAAGCUCGGUUUGAUCCUGUUGGGUUUCAUAAUAUUGAUAUGGUGGAUCCUGGUAGGGCUAGUGCGGUUAUGAGUAUUGUAAAGGAGUUUAUAUAUUGA
Messenger RNA from Lathyrus sativus (Indian pea), 957 nucleotides. NCBI's taxonomy places the organism in Eukaryota, Viridiplantae, Streptophyta, Magnoliopsida, Fabales, Fabaceae. The record is from the annotation of a GenBank genome assembly.